AUGUUAAUAUGGAAACCACAAUGUGUUUGUUUCCAGGUGGAACGACCAAUUGAUGGGGAUGACACCGCCCUGAAUUCGAUUAAACUAUAUUGUUCUUCCUAUAGAAGCAGAGACGUUGGUGACACAAUUACAUCUACAACCGGAGGUUGGGGGGACUGGACUUACGUUUCCUGGUGUCCUAGUGGAAAUCUUAUAAGUUUUGCCUUGAAGGUUGAGCCACCACAGGGUAAAGGAGACGACACAGCGGCCAACAACAUCAUGAUGCAAUGUUCAGAUCACACCAUUCUAGGAGGAAAUGGUGGCCCCUGGGGAAAUUAUGGGAGCUGGAGUGGAAUUUGCCCCGGUGGUAUCUGUGGUAUCCAAACCAGAGUGGAAGGUUCACAAGGCAAAGGAGAUGACACCGCGCUCAAUGAUGUCCGCUUUGAAUGUUGUCCAACAUAA
Molecule: messenger RNA, 441 nt
Organism: Hyla sarda
Lineage: Eukaryota; Metazoa; Chordata; Amphibia; Anura; Hylidae
Product: vitelline membrane outer layer protein 1 homolog
Exons: 2
Coding region: 1-441 (146 amino acids)
Source: RefSeq, a predicted model, not a curated record